Myxocyprinus asiaticus (Chinese sucker) is the source of this 1109-nucleotide messenger RNA. RefSeq names its product interleukin-10-like. Lineage: Eukaryota; Metazoa; Chordata; Actinopteri; Cypriniformes; Catostomidae. The coding region runs from base 102 to 629 and encodes 175 amino acids. Gene Ontology annotation, molecular function: cytokine activity. The record is from RefSeq and is a predicted model, not a curated record. Gene Ontology annotation, cellular component: extracellular region. The transcript has 5 exons. Gene Ontology annotation, biological process: immune response.
CUAUAAAAUAAGGACACCCCAAAGCUCAUCUGUACAUCUCCUCUCCUGUGGGGUCAGUUGAAUAUCAAGAAAGGGUUAUCAACAAAGAAGAGGACUAAAGAAUGAUUUUCUCUGGAGUCAUGUUUUCUCUUAUGUUUCUGCUUUCUGACAAUGCUCAGUGCAGAAAAGUCGACGGCAAAUCUGAGUGCUGCUCUUUGGUGGAGGGCUUUCCUGUGAGGCUGAAGGAGCUCCGUUCGUCAUAUAAAGAAAUACAGAGUUUUUAUGAGUCAAAUGACGACUUGGAUGCGUUAUUAGACGAUACUGUGCAACACAACAUAAAUAGUCCUUACGGGUGUCAUGUCAUUAACGAGAUCCUGCGCUUCUACUUGGAGAGCGUUCUGCCUAAAGCUGUCAAGAAGAUCCACUUCAAAACACCCAUCGACUCCAUUGGAAAUAUAUUCCAGGAGCUCAAGAGGGAUAUGCUGAAAUGCAGGAAUUACUUUUCUUGUCAAAAGCCUUUUGAGAUCUCCAACAUAAAGAACUCGUAUGAAAAAUUAGACGGAAACGGUGUUAACAAAGCCAUUGGAGAGCUUGAUUUGCUGUUCAAUUACAUUGAACAAUAUCUGGCAUCAAAGAGAGUCAAGCACUAAUAGGAUGGACUCUGGAUUGGUCUGAAUACUCUGAUUAUGAAGAAUGCACAAUGAAAAACAAACCACAUAGGAUACAGACACAGAUAGCCAUAUGCAAAAUGACUUUAACUUAUUUAAUGCCUACACCUCACCAUCACACUACUUUAUGAUGUGCUGCAAUGCCUCUUUGAGUCUUCCGUUUCGGAAGUUCUGGAAAGUGUCACCAUGGCAAUGUUUUAGAUGAAACUAAAACUAUAAUUUUUUAUAUAUAAGUCACAUUGACCAGGGUGAUUCUGAAAAUGAGUUGCAUUUUGCCAGCUUAAUGAAACGACUUGAAAACUGCGUAUUUAUACAAAUGAUUUUGUGAACUUAAUUUAUUUUUUAUAUUUCUUGAAAUACUUCAACUUGAAUGUUAAUGUUACUGUACUUUUACUGAUGGCUUUUUACUGAUUACUGAUGGUUAUAUCAAAUUCUUUAAAGAAAAGUCAAUAAAUUAUUGCA